Bursaphelenchus okinawaensis is the source of this 2821-nucleotide messenger RNA. The record is from the annotation of a GenBank genome assembly. Lineage: Eukaryota; Metazoa; Nematoda; Chromadorea; Rhabditida; Aphelenchoididae.
AUGGCCCGGAUCACGGAAGCCAACGGCCGUGGCUCGCCUUCAGAAGUCUUCUCCACCAACAUCCUUCAGAUGGAGAAUGGGAAGAAACCUCAGAAGCGGUCCCAGAAGUUCAAGAACUUGGCCAUAAUCGCCGCCAUUCUGUGUGUUGGCUUCAUGGUGGCGACGGUAGCGUUGGCCGUGCUUCUGGGAAUCAAAAUGAAGGACUUCAAGACGUUAGAUGACCACGAUGUAAGUAGUUUUAGAAUUUUAAAUUAUUUUAAAACUUUUAUUACCUACAAUCAUUUGUAAGAACAGUUUUGUUUUCAAAGUUUUUGCAUUUUUGCAAAAAUUUUUUUUACUCAAAAUAGACAUUGUUUUUGUUACUUUACCCACUUGCUAGUUUCAAACAAUCGCGCUGCUAUUGUUACCUCAUCGUUUUGUAAACUUCGAUUACUUCUUUUUCAAAAAAUACUUUCAGAACCCGCCUGCUGCUCCAGUCGACAAGCCGUGCCCUCCAGUCACGCCAGAUGAAUGGCCUGUGCCUAGCGACUCGCUUGGAGCAGCGUUUAAGAAGGCUGCCAUCGCUUCCGACCACGGAUUCUGCAGUGAAAUUGGAAGGUAGGCCAGGUUUUACUUUGUAGUUGUUAUAUUGUAUAUACCGCAACAUUUAUGUUGAGUAUAUUGAUUUAUUAAAGACUUAAUAACACUGCUUUCUAAGGUGCAAAUAUCACAAUAUUUCAAAACCAAACUCUUGUUAUUGUAGGAAUAUCCUAAUCAAAGGUGGAAAUGCAGUGGAUUCAGCGAUUGCGUCACUCUUGUGCAUCGGAGUCGUUAAUCCUCAAAGUUCUGGAAUUGGCGGAGGCUUCCUCAUGACUGUUUACAAUGCGUAAGUUUUUGGAAAUUGCACUAAACGACACAAACUUUAAAAAAAAACCUUUAAAAAAAUAAAAAUCAAUCUUUCGGUCAAUAAGCCCGUAGCAUAGUUUCCACAAAUAAGUCAGUAACAUCGUUCCAAGUAUAGUAUCAAAAAUGCACAAAAUCCACAGAAAUAGCAUAGAAAUAGCAUAGAAAUAGCUAGUUUCAUAUUGUAGAUCCACCCAAAGAUGCCUGACCAUCGACGCUCGUGAAACAGCCCCAGCUGCAGCGACAGAAGACAUGUUCGUAGGUCACGAACCCUACUCUGGAAACGGCUCCAUAAUCGGAUUCAGAAGUAUUGCUACGCCGGGAGAAAUCCACGGCUACAGGACGGCAUUCGAGAAGUACGGUGGCGGCAAAGUGACGUGGAAAGAACUGUUUGAACCAUCUAUUACUUUGGCCAGGAACGGCUUCCCUGUCUCCUCCAACUUGGCCAUGGUCUUGGCAAAGAUGGAGAAGUACAUCAGAGAAGACGAGGACAUGAGGAAGGCCUUCUUCGACCCUUCUACUAACAAGCCUUAUGAAGAAGGUCAGAUCAUGAGGAGGAUGAGGUUGGCCGAGACUUUGGAAGAGCUGGCCAACAGCCGAGAUCCCAUCAAAUUGUUCUACAAGGGUAAGUUAGACUAUUCACUUAAGAUACUAAUUCAAAUACAGUAGUUCUAUUAUAUAUUGUCUUUCAUUAUCAGUAUCAGACAUAUUUUAGGUGGUAUGGCCCAAACAAUUGCCUCAGAAAUCACAGAAAACGGUGGUCUUGUCACAACACAAGACCUGGAAGGCUUUGAAACCACGAUCUACGAGACACCAUUGGAAAGUGAAGUCCUACCUGGCGACCUCGUCAUGUGUGGUCCACCUCCUCCCUCCUCUUUCGCCGUUACCGCAGCUAUUGUUGGAGUAAUGGCCGAAUACUACAGAGACAAGAAGCCGGAUCUGGAUGAUCCUCUAGUGUAUCAUCGGUUAAUCGAAGCCGAGAAAUUUGCAUACGCUCAGAGAACACACUUUGGCGACAGCAAAUUUGUGAGAUCUGACCUGCCUAACAACAUGACUACAGUGUAAGUAUGACUUAUUGUUAGAGGAUCGGUAAAAUAUGCUUAAGUAUAGUACUGAACACUGCAAUUAAUUAAUAACAGCACUUUUACAUUGCGACUUUUCAGCGAAUUCUCGAAAUGGAUUGCCAGUAUGAUAAAGGACGAAGCCCAGGACAUGGAGUACUACUCCAAGAAUCUGACAGGUCAAGUACCAGAUCACGGCACCUCCCAUGUCACGUCUCUUGACGCCCAAGGCAACGCCGCUUCUGUAACGAGUACGGUAAAUCAGCUUCUGGGCUCAGUACGAGUGUCCCAAUCGUUAGGUAUCGUGUGGAACGAUCAGAUGGACGACUUCAGUACUCCUGGAGUCCCCAACGGUUUCGGGUUUGCUCCAUCGCCUGCCAACUUUAUUAAGCCAGGAAAGAAACCGAUGAGCUCAAUGUCACCAGUCAUUAUCUAUGACAAAAAGGAAGGACGGGUAGGUCUUGUCAUAGUUAUUUCAUUUAUCGACAUUGUCAAUGAUUUUGAAAACAUAAGAGACUUUCCUAUGCUAAACUUUCACGUUUUAGGUAAAAAUGGUAGUUGGAGCUUCUGGAGGUUCCAGGAUCAUAUCUGCCGUCGCCCAAACCAUCAUUCGGUCGGUUCUUUUCGGCCAAAGCGUCAAAGAAUCGGUUGAUGCUCCAAGAAUCCACCACCAGUUUAUGCCAUUUAACGUAGAGUAUGAAACCUCGAUACCAGAGAAGAUUGUAAAGGCAUUGAGCGACGACUACAAACAGACAAUGACCGGUAACACGACCAAACAGCACAGCGUGGUACAGGCGUUGAUCCACAAGGAAGACGGGUUUAUUCAUGGAAACAGCGACUUCAGAAGGAAGACGGCAACGUAUCCUGCCGGAUUCUGA